Molecule: messenger RNA, 2833 nt
Organism: Triplophysa dalaica
Lineage: Eukaryota; Metazoa; Chordata; Actinopteri; Cypriniformes; Nemacheilidae
Gene: creb5a
Product: cAMP responsive element binding protein 5a
Exons: 11
Coding region: 135-1442 (435 amino acids)
Biological process (GO): regulation of transcription by RNA polymerase II
Molecular function (GO): cAMP response element binding; DNA-binding transcription factor activity, RNA polymerase II-specific
Source: RefSeq, a predicted model, not a curated record
CGUCACCGCGGGGUGAUGUAAUGCUUCUGUAAAUAGAUCAUAUUGUAAUCGCGUUUCACUUCAGCGUGCUUAGUCCGAGCGCGAGGUGCGUCGCUAGUCUCAGUCUGCGUGCAUUUGGUUUUUAGGUCUCAGUGAUGAAUGUUGAUCAGGAAAGGUCAUAUGUAUGCACUGCUCCUGGAUGCUGCCAGCGAUUCCAAAGAGAAGAUCACCUUAUUAUCCACAGACACAAACAUGAGAUGACCCUCAAAUUUCCUUCUAUUAAGUGUGACAAUAUGCUUUCAGAUCAGACUCCAACUCCGACCCGCUUCUUACGGGACUGUGAGGAAGUCGGUCUCUUCACUGACCUGGAGCUUAACCAGUCACAUGAGGUAGAGGGCAUCAAACCGAACUUUCCUGUGCAUGCAUCAUGUCAGACACAACCAUCACAGGGUCAACAUCAUCCGUUUCAACAUCAGCAGUGCGCUCUGGCCCAUCUGAACCAGAAUCAGCUCCACACACACAGCUCACAGCCCCAGUCUCAAUGUACAGCCACUUACUCAACGUCUAACAAAAAAUCAGCACCAAGCUGUCUACACAGUAGGCAGACACAUUCUGUGGCUAACACAAUUCCUGGGACAUCAGCAAUGAAUUUGGAGGCACAGCUGUCUAUGAACUCCAGUAUAAUUGGCAUACCAGGCCCGACGCACUCAGGCCCAUGCCCCUCCCUUCAGAGUUCAAAGGUCAUACCAAGCCACGGCCAACCUGCAGUUUCCAAUGGCUGUCAGAAUCCUCUUUCCCACAUGAUGGAGGUGAUGUCAUCACGACAGCAGCAGAUGUCACACUUACAAUCCGCAACUCACCAUCACGCAUACCAGCCGCACUGCCACAGCCUAUCACCACAAAGACUUACACAUCAACAUCAAAGCCAAGACCAGUCACAUCAGAGCCACGCGCAUCACUCUCCACCGGUGCACUUGCAUCCUGGCUCCUCCCAACAGAGUCCCCCUCCCCUUUCACAUCAGCCAAUCCUUGCACAGACACACUGCCCACAAUCUUCCCCACCAGCCACCGGAGGAAGACGCAGACGGACAGCAGGAGACGACCCCGAUGAGCGCAGACAGAAGUUUUUGGAGAGAAACAGAGCUGCUGCUACGCGGUGCAGACAGAAAAGAAAGGUCUGGGUGUCGUCGCUGGAGAGGAAAGCGGAGGAGCUCACUCACACUAACUUACAGCUACAGAAUGAAGUGACGUCCCUCAGGACAGAAGUCACUCAGCUGAAGCAAAUUCUGCUUGCACAUGAAGAUUGUCCUGUCUCCGUGAGACAACGAGAAACACAGAGUGGAAUAGGUAGCCCAACAGGAAGUCCUGUCCAGCAACAUGCCAUCCAACACAACAGCAUCUCAACAUCAAGCUCGACCCCACCACACACUCAUCUCACUAUUCACAACACACAAACAUUUUAAAAAAUGCACACAUCUUGAAAGACAUGUGGGUAGGGUGUGAGCGAAAGCAUAAAUGAUCGGCAAAAUCUUCAAUCUGAGAACUGAGACUUUGAUUUACUGAAUUAACGAAAAUGAACACAUAUGUGACCCAGCCUGUGAAACCCCAGCUAAAGUCAUUUUUUAAAAUUACAUACAAUUAUUCUACAUGAAGAGAACAUUCUGUCAAAAUAUCAUCUCUAUGUCUUUAAUAUUGACUGAGUGGGAUUUUUUUUAAAUUGAAUACAUUUUAUAUGUUCCAUCCCCCCAAAAAUCACUUAAAUUAUUAUAAAAUAUUUUAUUUAGUUAAUAUAGUUUUUUGGCUAUGACUACUUUAAUUUUCGUAAUCUCGUAAUUUGAUUUUAAUACUUUAGUCUGCAUUUCACAGACAGGGUCACAUAUCAUGUGUCUGUUUAUAUUUCUGAGCCUUGACAUCUCAGGUAAUAAGCUGAGGGUCAGCUGUAUGUUUCCAGAGGUUUGAUCUUUGAUCUGUGAUGAAUUGGCGUGGUGGAAAACAAACUGGCCUUUUUCUCUCACUGAAUUUGGAUACAUUUUUUUCAAGUUUCUCACUCUUUUCAUGUCACUGUGUCUCAAAAAUGUUUUCAAAAAUCCUCCAUGUUUGUUUAAGCUGAUCUUUCUCAGGGAGACUUAUCAAAUAUUUCACUCCUGGAGUGUGUGUGUGAGGUGUGUGUAUGUGUGUCUCUCUUGGCCACUUUUCGUUUAAAUCCUUCGCUUCAGGGACAUCUGUGUGCGCUACGUUCUAUAACUAUAACUGCAGGGUCGAGUGGAAGUUAUUGAAUCAGGGCUACUUGUAAAUAUAAAUCUCUAGUUUUAUAAAUGUUUGAUGAUGUAAGUAUGUUGUUAUUGUAAAUACUGUCAAAGUUUUUUUUAAAUAUUAGGUAUCACACUACCUGAAAGUACUGAGAACAUUACAAGUGAUUUUUGGAUUCAACAUACUAACAAAGAUGCAUUACAUGCAAAUAAAAAUAGAUCCUUUAAUAUAGAGCAAUACAUCCUUUAAUAUAGAAAAAACAUCUAUAAAUAACAGAAAUGCAUCAACUAGCCUACAUUUUGUCCAACUUUCAAUGAGUCCUCUGUUACUAACUACAUAGCAAAAUAGCCAGCUUGAUGACAAUCAAAAUUUCAAUACUGCCAUUACCUGGAAAUUAUGUGCAAGAUCUCUUCUCAUAAAUGCUUUAUAAAGCAUUGACAAAUGGCUAUUCAUUGUGGAGUAUGUAAUUAUGAACCUGGAAAUGUAGAAAUGUUUGUAAAUGCUGCAGGUUUUAACUGCAUUAUGCAUGUACAGUUUUCUGAAAAUGUUAUCUAUUUUUGUACACAUUUGUGGCCAUUUUUAAUUAAAAGCACUUACUAUGUGG